Molecule: messenger RNA, 1428 nt
Organism: Trypanosoma grayi
Lineage: Eukaryota; Euglenozoa; Kinetoplastea; Trypanosomatida; Trypanosomatidae
Exons: 1
Coding region: 1-1428 (475 amino acids)
Source: RefSeq, a predicted model, not a curated record
AUGCACGCGUCAGUGGUCACCAAUGUAGGACUGGUCGUGGACGCCGUCAUUCUUGAGCGGUGUAUGGACGAGAAUGAGUUUUUUGACGAGAGCGGACAUGGAAUUAUGUUCACCGGUGACAGCGCCCAUCGCACGUCUUUCCAACCGUCGCUCUUUGGCUCCAACUGCCCCACACCGCAGCGCUCUUCUUUAGUGUCCUUUUUAAGCGCCACAGCGCCGCAGACCCCCUUGAGCUCUACCAAGACGUACGCAAAGUUGCCCUCUAUCAUCAAUGACAAUGUGCAUUACGAGUGCCAAGCGACGGGGAAGCCGCUACAGCAGCGCAUUUUUCACCACUUCGACGUGCUUCCAUUCGGAGUAGACAGCCCGUCGUCUGUAUUUAGUGUUAUUGGGCGCCACACGAAUCGUGGGCUUGUUCUUGGUGUUACACCCACCGGAGCCUUCGUUGUACGUCCGUACAAAAGUGAGGUGCCGCUACAGCUUGUCCCGUACGGCGCUGACCGCAAAACGGUGAGGAAGGAAGACCUACACACACUCGGCAAGUUGAGCUCCUCUCCAUCUGUGAUUAAUGGCACGACGGAAUUCGUACAGAUGGCCACGCGUUUUAUCAACGAAGUGAAAAAAUCGGCCGCCGGUGAUGGUGAUACAGAUGCCUUUCGUCAGGGCCAUGCGGAGUCGACGGAAAUCAGUGAGAGUGGCAGUGACGUAAACGUGCUUGAGGGGACGGAGUUGUGGGCCCUCAAGGACAUGCAGUUGCCCCCGAAACUCGCGCUGCACGACCCCGUGCCGCCGCUGCGUGUUGGUUCGCGCGUUGUGGCACGGCGGUUUGCGUGUGAUGGCGCCCUUCACCUCGCCCGUGUCUGCGCCGUGCACUACGAUGUGACAUACACGCUCCGCUACGAGUCUGACAAUGGCGUCGAUAUGUGUGUGCUGCACAAUGACGUCCACCUCUUCGACGAGUCGGAGGCGGAGCAGUGCAGCGUGCGCGACAAGGUUACCGUUGCGCUGCACAAGCAGCUUCCGGCGGUGAUCAUUGAGUGCCUCGGCGACGAGGAGUACCGUGUCAUUCUCGAGAACAACCCAAGCCACGCCCUUACCGUCACGCGACGGCACAUUGUCUUCAUCGCGCCGCUCUUAAAGGAGGCCCUCUACGGUGACCCUGUCAUACUUGAGUGGUUUCGUGCCCUCGACCCGACGUGCUCCGGGCUAGUGUCGUGGAAAGAGGUGCGGCACCUCAUCCUCAGCUGGGAGACGUACGGACAGAGUUUCUCAUUCCAGAAACUCGGCGAGGUGCAACGCGAAUUAUGCAUUCGCGUUGGUAGAAUGGAGCCACAACUGCUGCGUAAGGUUCCUGUACAGGAGGAGGAGAUGCUGUUGGGUUACGCUGAGUUUGAGUACGUGAUACUGAGGAUGAGGAACAUGCUGUAA